AUGGUUUCCUCCAAGCUUCUUACAGUCGCUUUCUGUGCGGGAGCAACACUCGCUCUUCCACAAUCUAAAACCGUCAGUGAUCCAACCGCUACCAUCGACAACGGUAUCAUAAUCGGGACUUCAACAUCCAUUCCUGAUUCCAAGACCAAAGUCAAUCAGUUUCUCGGUAUCCCCUUCGCCGAAAAGCCUAUCCGCUUCAGUCCGCCAAAGCCAGCCAAAGCAUGGGGCACUCCCUACAAUGCCACCGUUUACAAGCCCGCUUGUUUUAUGAAGUUCAACUAUCCCGAAGAACGACGAAACCAAACGAUUGAGAUAUUUGCUACCCCUGGACCCCCAGCAGGAACUAGCGAAGACUGCUUGAACUUGAACAUUUAUGCCCCUGUCGGUGCAAAGGCCGGCUCAAAGCCUGUUGCGUUCUGGAAUCAUGGAGGAAGUUUUAGUCAUGGGUCUGGAUCUUUGCCUUACUAUGAAGGAUCCGAGAUGGCGGGCUAUGAAGACCUGGUUGUAGUUACUGUCAAUUACAGAACCAAUAUCUUUGGAUUUCCCGAAACCUACGAUUUGCCAAAGGGACAGUGGAAUCUUGGCUUCCUUGACCAACGACUAGCCCUGUCUUGGGUGCAAGACAAUAUUGCUGCCUUUGGAGGAGACCCCGAGAAAGUCACCAUCUUUGGUGAAAGUGCUGGUGCAGGAAGUGUCGAUGAUCUUCUCACAGCUCCACCAGACCCUCUCCCCUUUCGCGCAGCUAUCCUUCAGUCUGGUUCUGCCUCAACAAACGUCACACCAACUGGUUCUUGGAAAACUGCAACCAAGCUAGCUGGUUGUGACAAAGGCGACUUUGAUCAAGUCCUCAAGUGCAUGCGCGAGAUCCCAGCUGCUAAGCUCAAGGAUAUUAUUGAAAGGGGCAUGCUUGACUUUGCACCUCUCAGCGAUGACGGGGUCACACUAUCAAACUAUCCCCGCGAAAUCCGCCUCAUGUCAAAGAACAAGCCGAAGCUCAUGGCCCGAGUUCCUGUCAUGUUGGGCACAACAGCCGAUGAGGCAAGAAUUCCUCAGUUCAUGAAUAUCACCGUAAAGGAUGCUUUGAAAACCCUAGCCCCUGGGAUAAGUGACUUUCAAGUCUCGCUACUCAAGUUCCUCUACCCCAUCGGAUCUCCCGGAAUCAACAACGAAUUCGAUCAGGUCACCAGAAUGGCCACUGAAAUCGGCAUGCAGUGUCCCAUUCGCUACGUGGCUGAGGACUUUGCUAAGGCAGAUAUCAAGACCUGGCGAUACAUUUACAACGCGAGCUUUGCCAAUACUGAGAUCUUCAAGGGCAGUGGAGCAUAUCAUUCUGCGGAGAUUCCAACCCUCUUUGGGACGUAUUCCGAGAAAGGCGCCACUGAGUUUCAGGAGAGGCUGAGCAGGGAGAUGCAGAAGGCUUGGGGGAAGUUCAUCAGAGAUCCCGACAAUGGCCCUGGGUGGGAACAAAUUCCCAAGAUCGGUGUCUUUGGGGGGGGUGUGAGACCUGAUAUGACCAAAGAACCAGUAAAGGCAUUGGAUGUUAGGAACGCGAACGUCAUUGAGCCAAGAUGCUUGAUAUUCAAGAGCAUAUGGGAGAAGGGUCAGGCAAAGGAGUAA
Molecule: messenger RNA, 1617 nt
Organism: Fusarium musae
Lineage: Eukaryota; Fungi; Ascomycota; Sordariomycetes; Hypocreales; Nectriaceae
Exons: 2
Coding region: 1-1617 (538 amino acids)
Molecular function (GO): cholinesterase activity
Source: RefSeq, a predicted model, not a curated record